UUUGAAAGUUUUUUUUUAAGCCACAAGUCAUGCAGCGAGUAAGCUAGAUAUUACAGAAAAAAUCACCACUUUCUCUUUAAAAAAAAAGUUACGACAACUCACUCACACUGCCACAAAACACAUAAAAUCCCACCUGAAUUGAACUCGCCGAAUUGCUGUCAGCCGCUCUCCAACCUAAAUAAUCCAUAAAUCUAUCACUGAAUUUGAUUUGUAAUUUCUCAUAUUAGCUAUAUCGCGGAGAAAUGUGUUUUACGGAACCUCUUUUGUAAUUAACACUUACUACUUACGAUCUCUAUUUAUUUAUAUUAUCCUCCUCUUUUAUCUACUUUGUACAUACAUAUAAACCCUCUUUCUUCUUCCUCCCACCAAAUACCAAAACACAACUUUAAGCCAAAGACUAAAUCCAAAAAAUAAAUUACUAUUUCACUCUGACACACAAAAACGCACACCAUGGUCGUUCAGUGUUUAAGCUGCUGCACGAGACUGAGAUUGAGUCGUCGUCUUUUGAUCACGUCACCACUCUCCCUCCGUUCUGGUCUCACAACUUCCACAGCAACGACGACGACAACAGCAAGACAUUUCAGCAGCACUCUUAACAAAUUAUUAGGAAACGGACGCACUCGAUUUUUCACACUAAAACGACCAACAACACAAUCUAGAGAUUACAUGGCUGUCCGACGGCGAAGAACGGAAUUGCCGCAGGAAAAGGACCAUUUGGGAGGGACUCGCAGCAAGUCGGACGCGAGUCAACAAAAUGCAACAAAAGAAGCCACACCACCGAAAGUUAAACUCAAGAAACGGGACGUAGGUCGCUUGUUUGCUUUAGCAAAGUCUGAAAAGCUUGUCUUAACCGCUGCCGUUGGUUGUCUUGUGGUGUCUUCGGCAAUCACAAUGAGUGUACCUUUUGCCUUGGGCAAGAUAUUGGACAUAAUUUUUACACGCGAUGAGGCUGGACAUCUCGAGACCAUGGAUCGAUUGAGACAUUUCUGCUUUAUUCUUAGUGGAGUGUUUGUUAUUGGUGGAUUGGCUAAUUUUGGGCGAGUUUACUUAUUCAACAGCGCUUCUAUUCGAAUUGUUAAGGAACUACGAUCGAAGCUAUAUCGUACAAUGCUCAAUCAGGAAACGGGUUGGUUUGAUACUAAGGGAACAGGAGAGUUGGUUAAUCGAUUGUCGACAGACACAUUUCUCGUGGGCAAUUCCCUCAGUCAGAAUAUGUCCGAUGGCCUUCGGUCAACGGUGAUGAUAGUUGCUGGAACUUCAAUGAUGAUUUACACGUCUCCUAAAUUGGCCCUUAUAAGUACCUGUGUGGUUCCUUGCAUAGCUGGAGUUGCAGUAAUUUAUGGAAGAUACGUCCGAACUAUAACUAAAGGUUACCUUGACAAACAUGCUCAGAUCUCAAAAGCGUCCGAAGAACGUCUAGGCAACAUAAAGACUGUAAAAUCUUUUUGCCGGGAAAAUGCAGAAGCACAGACAUACGAUAAUCUUCUUACUGACGCAAUGAAAAUAGCCUAUGACGAAGUUAUGGCAAAGUCGAUGUUCUUUGGGUUUAGUGGCUUUUCGGGAAAUGUUAUAAUUAUUUCGGUUCUCUAUUAUGGUGGCAGUCUGGUUGUUAGUGACCAAUUAACCAUUGGUGCUCUUACAUCGUUUAUUCUAUAUGCGGCGUAUUCGGCAAUUUCUAUAAAUGGCUUAAGUAAUUUCUACACCGAACUAAACAAGGGUGUUGGUUCGGGUCAACGUAUAUGGGAGAUUCUGGAUAGAAAAUAUGAAAUUGCUCUAGAUUCUGGAAUCGUUCCAACAGUUAAGCCAAAAGGUCAAGUUGCUUUUUCGAAUGUUGUUUUCAGUUUUCCUGCUCGACCUGAGAACCCAGUUUUGAAUAAUCUUACACUGACACUUUCGCCGGGACAAACUACUGCAAUUGUAGGCCGAAGUGGUUCAGGAAAGAGCACAAUCGCUUCAUUGUUGCUUAGAUUGUAUGAUCCACAGAACGGACAAGUAACUCUUGAUGGGAUGAAUCUAAAAGAAUUAAGCCCCUAUUGGUUGAGAGAAAACAUUGGUGCUGUGAGUCAAGAACCUGUCUUGUUUAGUGGCACAAUUAGAGAGAAUAUUCUCUAUGGACUGAACCCAGGAACAAAAGUCACAGAGGAUGAGUUCCAAACAAUAGUGCAAAAUGCUCAUAUAGAUGAAUUUUCAAACACCCUACCAGAUGGACUAGAAACGAUGGUUGGUCAACGUGGAAUGAUGCUUAGCGGUGGGCAAAAACAACGUGUUGCUAUUGCUAGAGCUUUAAUAAAGAAUCCCACUAUCUUAAUCCUUGAUGAGGCUACCAGUGCCCUAGAUUCAGCUUCAGAGGAAUUAGUACAAAAUGCUCUCGAAAAACUCUCGAAGGGGAGGACAGUUUUAACAAUUGCCCAUCGUCUUAGUACAAUUCGCAAUGCAGACAAGAUUGCUGUACUCGAUAACGGUAUAGUAUCAGAGGAAGGAAGUUAUGAUGAGCUUAUUUCACGCGAAACUGGAAUUUUCAAAGAUUUGGUCAAGAAGCAGGCAUUUCUGAUCGAUUCUUAAAUCAUUGUUUCAACGGUGACGGGAUAUUAUUAUUACUAAGUUUAAAAAAAUGUUAUAGAAAAAGUAUUUCUGUUCUUAAUUUUUUCUUUUUAUAAAUUAGCUUCAAGCAACGAACAACAAAACGGUUCUCCUGUAGUUUUUAGUCUUUAGUUUUUUUUAUUAUAUAAAAUAUACAUACAUCAUUUUUAAUAUUAUUUUAUAUAUACAUAUAUUUAUACAAAACAUUUGUCAUGUUUCCGUUCAUACAUUUUGUAAGAAAUAAAGUUUUAUCGGAAAAAAACUUCAACCCUA
Molecule: messenger RNA, 2853 nt
Organism: Episyrphus balteatus (marmalade hoverfly)
Lineage: Eukaryota; Metazoa; Arthropoda; Insecta; Diptera; Syrphidae
Product: ATP-binding cassette sub-family B member 10, mitochondrial
Exons: 6
Coding region: 451-2562 (703 amino acids)
Biological process (GO): transmembrane transport
Cellular component (GO): membrane
Molecular function (GO): ATP hydrolysis activity; ABC-type oligopeptide transporter activity; ATP binding
Source: RefSeq, a predicted model, not a curated record